AUGGCCAAUUACCAAGUUUUAGAUUUUGCAACUGGCCUCAAGUCUCGGAAUUUUGAGACGAGGCAUAAAGCUAUUCGAGAACUCUUGCAUUUUGUGCGAACAGAACUAAGAGAAAUGUCUCAGGAAACUCUUACUCAAGUGCUCGAUGAUUUUAAUCAACAAAUACACAUUCUGACUUCUAGUUAUGAUAACAAUGAAAAGAAAGCUGGUAUCCUGAUCAUAGUUUGCUUAAUAAGUGGUGAUACAGAACUAAAUAAAGCAAGAGUAUCCCGAUAUGCACAUUACUUGCGCAAUAUCUUUCCCACAAAUGAUCUCAGUAUUUUGGAGUUGGCUGCAAAAACAAUGGGUCGUAUAACUGUAUCACUUGGUAUUAAGAGAGGUGAAUAUGUUGAGAAUGAAAUAAAACGAGCCUAUGAAUGGCUCGCUGAAGAGAGAAGUGAGGCUAAGAGAUUUUCUGCUUGCUUUAUUUUACGAGAACUUGCAAUUGCUAUGCCUUCAUACUUUUAUCAACAUAUCAAUGGGUUUUUCAAUCAUAUAAGAAUUGCAUUGAGGGAUCCUAAAGAACAAAUAAGAGAAGUAGCUGCUAAAGCAUUGAGAGCCGCAUUUGUGGUUACGUCACAGAGGGAAGUGCCUGCUCAGUAUAAAAGAGCACAUUGGUAUAUACAGUGUUAUGAAGAAGCCACAUCUUCGUUCAGUGAUCAUUCUAUCAGGGAUAGAGGUUUGAGCAGAGAUGACAAUGUUCAUGGAGCAUUGUUGAUUUUGAAUGAACUAUUGCGAUGUUCUAAUUCCACUUGGGAGAGGAAAUACACAGAUUUGAUGCAAAAACUCGAUGCUGAACAAGAUGUGUCAGAUGAAAUCUCCUCACUCAACCCUAAAAUGCAAUAUUCUUGGAAUUACCAGAAUUAUCCCGGAGACAAGAGCCAGACCCCUAUCAUUCUUGAAUCAAGUAUUUGUCGGCAGCUGAUAAGUGAAAAAUAUGAUAAAAUGUCUAGUGAUAUAAUGGCUCAGCAAAUAUCAAGAUCACACAAUGUACAUCAGAUGCUGUUGUUAAUUAUACCAAGACUAGCAGCAUUCAACCGUGAAGCAUUUGCGAAGAAACAUUUGAAAUCUACAAUUAACCACCUCAUUACAUUUCUAUGUGGCAGGGAAAAGGAAAGAGCCAUGGCUUUCACAACUCUUGGUCUUAUAACUGUAGCUGUAGAGGAUGACAUUCAGCAGUAUUUGAAUAGAAUUAUAGAAAUUAUCAAAACCACCUUGCCAAUGAAAGAUGCCAAAAAAAGAAAUGGAAUAGAUACUCCACUAUUGAAAUGUGUUACUUUAUUAGGCUUUGCAAUGAAAGAAAGCAUUGCAAAUGAGAUCAAAGACCUUUUAGAUCCCAUGUGUGCAACAGGUCUUAGCCCACAAUUGACGACCUGCUUUAAAGAGCUCAGUCAAAAUGUGCCUUCAUUGAAAAAGGAAAUAACAAAUAGGCUUCUUAACAUGCUUUCUUUGAUAUUGCGCAAGAAACCAUAUACCUCGAGCGACAGUAGUAAUGAGUCGCAAAUUGCGUAUUCAUUAUCAAAUCUCUUGGUUUUGGAGCCUCAUGAUACUGCGAAAUUGGUACUGGCGUUACGGACUCUGGCAACAUUCGAUUUUGAAUGGAAUAAUACACUAAUGUCGUUUAUUAGGAGGUGUACAGAUCAUUAUUUGCAAAGUGAACAGCAUGAAGUCAGAUUGGAAUCUGUCAAAACAAUUGCAAAGUUAUUAGUAAAAGCGGUGGAACGUUGUUCGCAAACUAACUCGCGAACAUUGAACAUUUUAGUUGACGAGUCUCUGGGAAAACUCCUUGCGAUCGGCAGAUCUGAUUUCGAUCAUGAAAUUAGAUACAAAGUACUUGAAGUAUUCACAAAUCCAACUUAUGAUAAAUAUCUAGCUACUGAAGAACAUCUGAAUUGCCUGUUCAUAUCUGUAAAUGAUUCAAACAGUGAUGUUGGAGAAUUAGCAUUGUGCGUUAUUGGGCGACUAAGUAACAUGAAUCCCAGCUAUACUACACCAAUUCUACGACAAUUGUUCGUUCAAAUUUUACUAGAGCUGCAAUACUCUGAAUCGGCUCGCAAUAAAGAACAAUCGCUUAGAAUGGUGAACAACAUAAUUACAAAUGCUCCAAGAAUUACAAGACAGUUUGUUGAUACCAUUCUUAAGAUACUGGUACCCAAAUUAAAAGAAGAAGGUAGCAAUGCUGUAAUGGUUUCAAUAAUACUGAAAGCGAUUGGUGAUUUAGCAGAAGUAAAUGGCGGUGGAACAGCUUUGAAGGAAUGGUUACCAGAAUUAUUAGCGAUACAACUAGAAAUUCUUUCUGAUCCAAAUCAGCCAGAGAAAAGAAGUGUCGCGUUAUGGUCAUUUGGUCAAGUGAUAAGCGCAGUUGGGCAUGUGAUCACUCCAUAUAUGGAACAUCCAAACCUUAUGGAUAUGCUCCUAAAUAUACUGAAAACUGAACACAAUAGCAGGGAUAGGAGGGAAACAAUUCGUGUUUUAGGGCUUUUGGGAGCACUCGAUCCCUACCAACACCGUGUCAAUCAAGGUCUAAUAGAUUUCCAAACUAUUUCAACAUUGAUUCCCAUUCCAGAUACCACUGCAACUGUUGAUAACUUCGACGCUAAUGUCAGUGAAAUGUUCGUAAACAUGUCACCAAUUGUUUUGGAUGAGUUUUAUCCAGCCAUUGCCGUUACCUCACUCAUGCGUAUACUACGCGAUCCCCUAUUAGCGCAACAUCACACCAGUGUAGUACAUUCCGUCACUUUCAUUUUCCAAACAUUGGGAAUCAAGUGUGUCCCAUACAUCUCCCGUGUUACACCGAGUCUUCUGUAUGUGAUUCGGAAUACAGAUAACAAUAACUUUCGGGAAUUCUUAUUCACGCAGCUUGCCCAGUUAAUAUCAGUUGUGAAAAUACACAUUCGCGCCUAUUUAGAGGACAUCCUAGAUUUGAUACGCGAGUAUUGGACUCCAGAGAGUCAACUACAACCAACACUCAUCUUACUUGUUGAACACAUAACUGUAGCAAUUGGAGCAGAAUUUAAGGUGUACCUUAGAAAAAUUCUGCCCAACAUAUUACGUGUGUUGAGAUAUGAUAAGAGCAAAGAUAGAUUCUUAACGGAAAAACUAUUAAUAGCUAUUCAAAAAUUCGAAAAUAAUCUUGACGAUGUUCUUUUGGCUGUAGUGCCGGCGAUUACAGCAUUAUUCGACGGUAGAAAUAUACCAACACAUAUAUCUAAAUUGGCAAUGGAAACGAUUGAGCAUUUGUCCAUCUAUUUGUACUUAAAGCCCUAUUCAGCGGUCCUGAUACAGGGGCUUGCGAGAGUGUUGGACAAUAAUCCAACUUUGCGCCAAACAGCAAUGAAUACUCUCUGUGCGUUGAUCGUACAAUUCGGUCGAGAGUAUAUAGAUUACAUAAAUUCAGUUGAUAGGAUAAUUACGAAGCAUAAAAUACAAUGUCCUAACUACACUGUGUUAGUGUCGCGGCUGCAAGUCGUAUCGACACUCGCAUCUGAUGACGACUAUUUGGACGAAACAAGAUCCAGAUUGCGGAAUCAGAAAACCGAUGUUGUUACCACAGAUACACAAAACAUACAAAAGUUAGUUUUAAACGUGCAAAAUUUGAAAAAGUGUUGGUCAGUAAAUAAUGUUAUAUCGAAAGAUGACUGGUUAGAAUGGUUACGGCAGUUCAGUCUCGGCCUAUUAACUGAAUCAAAUAGUCCAGCCAUAAGAGCAUGUGCCAGUCUCGCUCAGAACUAUUCCCAGUUGGCUAGCGACAUAUUUAACGCAGCAUUCAUGUCUUGUUGGACAGAGUUGAGUGAACAGCCGCGUACAGAACUUGUAUAUGCGCUAGAAAGAGCUCUCACAGUUCCUGACGCGCCAGAAAUAUCUCUUGCUGUUCUAAACUUGGCAGAGUUCUUAGAGCACUGCGAUAAAGGCGCUUUACCUAUCUCUAUUAAAUUGCUAGGUGAUACUGCAAUUAGUUGUCGAGCUUACGCUAAAGCGCUGUAUUAUAAGGAAGAGGAAUAUAGACGAAAUCCAACGACUCAAGUUGUUGAAGCUCUAAUUCACAUAAAUAAUAAAUUACAACAAAAAGAAUCCGCAAAUGGACUACUUGAGAAGGUUAUAAUGCAAAAAAAGAAUGGAGACUGCACAUUGAAUGUUCACGUUCGAUGGUAUGAAAAGCUGCAUAAUUGGGAACAGGCGUUAGAUCUUUAUAAUAAAAAGCUUGAAAUAGAACCACAGGAUAAUGAGUCUAAAUUAGGAAUGAUGCGAUGCUUAGAAGCAAUGGGAGAAUGGCGAAAAAUUUACACCAUAAAUGCUGAUCAGUGGGAAAAUAUGGAAGAGGAUAUGCAAAAGAAAUCUGCCAAAAUAGCUGCUGCUGCUUCAUGGGGCUUACAGGAAUGGGAUUCUAUGAAAAAAUAUGUCAAAUUUAUGCCAGAAGACACCUUGGAUGGAGAAUUUUAUAGAGCGGUUCUCGCAAUUCAUGAAGGAUCUUGGUCUGAAUCGAGACAUUACAUUGAUUCCGCUAGAACUAUACUAGACAGUGAAAUGUCAGCUGUUAUUGGAGAAAGCUACCAAAGAUCGUACGGCGCUCUGGUCAAUGCACAGCUUUUGACAGAGUUGGAAGAGGUCAUGACAUAUAAAUUGGUUGAGGAAAGAAGGAGCACAAUUCAUAAAAUGUGGUCGGCUAGACUGCAAGGAGGUCAGCGUUUAGUUGAAGAUUGGAGAAAAAUGUUGCAAAUUCGAAGUCUAGUAACUUCACCUUUGGAAGAAUUCCAGACAUGGCUUAAAUUUGCCUCGUUGUGUCGUAAAUCUGGAUCUGUGAAUCAAGCUCAUAAAAUCAUAUUAUCAGUUUUGGGUGCAGACCCCGUGACAAACCCAGAAGUGUUAUUACGAACACAAGAUCCAAGAGUAAUCCUUGCUUAUAGCAAAAACUUGUGGGAUGCGGGUAACAAACGGUACGCGUAUGAAGUGCUGCAGCGCUUUGUCGACAAUACAGAAGGAGAAAAUGAGGAACAGUGUCGAUUACUUGCUCGUUGUCAUCUAAAACUUGGUUCUUGGUGUGAAUCUCUACAGGAAAUAAACGAACUGUCAAUUCCGGAGAUCCUAAGAAACUUUGCUGCGGCAACUCUUCUAGCUCCCGAGUGGUACAAAGCUUGCCAUGCGUGGGCAUGUAUGAAUUUCGAAACCGUUUUGUUUUACAAACAACAAGAUAAUCUUUCGGAGAGCAGUGUGGCGGGUGGGUCUGGAGAUAAAAAGGUAUCAAGGCCUGACUUUAUAAACACAUACACAAUUCCUGCGAUUGAGGGUUUCUUCAAAUCUAUAAGCCUGUCAAAUGGAAAUUCAUUACAAGACACUCUGCGGCUUCUCACAUUAUGGUUCGAUCACGGACACCAUACAGCCAUUUACGACGCUCUCUUCGAAGGCAUACGACAGAUAGACGUGAAGAUAUGGUUGCAAGUGAUACCACAGUUAAUUGCUCGAAUUGAUUCACCCAGGAGUCUGGUGGCUAAAUUGGUGCACAUUCUAUUGAUAGAUAUUGGAAAGUUGCAUCCUCAAGCGUUGGUCUAUCCUCUGACUGUAGCAACGAAAUCUUCAUUUGUAACACGAAAGAAUGCAGCGAAUUAUAUCCUUAAAACGAUGUGCACUCACUCUCAGACUCUGGUCAAUGAGGCUGCUAUUAUUUCUGAAGAAUUGAUAAAGAUUGCUAUGUUGUGGCAUGACCAAGUUUACACUGCAUUAGAAGAUGCAUCGAGGUUAUACUUUAGUGAGAAGGACUACAGAGGCAUGUUUAGAACGCUGGACAAGAUGCACGCCAUGUUGGAUAGACCUCCGGAAACAUUAAAGGAAGUUUCUUUCUUACAAAUGUAUGGUAGAGAUUUACAAGAAGCCCAGCGUUGGUGCGAACUUUAUAAGGAGACGAACGAGGACCGCUACCUGAACGAGGCGUGGGACCUGUAUUGCCACGUGGUGCGGCGCAUCGGCGCGCAGUUCCGCUCGCACACGUCGCUGGAGCUGCGCUACGUGAGCGCGCGCCUGCGCAGCUGCAGCGGCCUGCAGCUGGCCGUGCCCGGCUCCUACGUGCCCCGCGCGCCCCUCAUCCGCAUCGCGCACAUCAAGAGCCACCUCCAGGUGAUAAAAUCAAAGCAGCGGCCACGUCGCCUCACAAUCCAAGGAUCAGACGGUCGUCAGUACAUGUUCCUGCUGAAAGGGCACGAGGACCUGCGACAGGACGAGCGAGUGAUGCAACUGUUCGGUCUCGUCAACACGCUGCUGCAAGCCGACUCGAACACUUACCGGCACGACCUUGCCAUACAGAGAUAUGCGGUUGUGCCUCUAUCGCCGAACUCGGGUCUCAUUGGCUGGGUGCCUCAGUGUGAUACUCUGUAUAAUUUGAUAAGUGAUUAUAGGGACAAGAAGUCUAACAAAAUGGCGCUAAAUACGGAACAGCAGAUUAUGCUGCGGAUGUCGUCGGACUAUCAGAAGCUGCUGUUGAAGCAUAAGGUGGAAGUAUUCGAAUACACACUAUCCCAGACACCAGGGAACGAUCUAGCAAGGCUCCUUUGGCUUAAGAGUCCAUCAGCGGAAGCCUGGUUCGAGCGUAGAACGAACUACACGCGCUCACUCGCGGUCAUGAGCAUGGUUGGGUACAUCCUGGGGCUGGGGGACAGACAUCCGUCCAACAUUAUGCUACAUAGAGUCACUGGGAAAGUCCUGCAUAUUGAUUUCGGAGACUGUUUCGAAGUGACGCAAACUAGAGAGAGGUUUCCGGAGAAGAUUCCGUUCAGGUUGACCAGGAUGCUCAUAAAUGCUAUGGAGGUAACAGGUAUCGAAGGGACCUACCGUUUCACAUGCGAAUCGGUAAUGCACGUGCUCCACAAGCACAGGGACAGCGUAAUGGCGGUCCUAGAGGCGUUUGUUUAUGACCCGCUGCUCAACUGGCGGCUCAUAGACAACGACAAACACUCCCUCUCUGAAUCCACGUUUUCUUCCGAUAUGGAUAUCUCGUAUUCCCUUCCGAGCAGAAGUCGGAAUCAACUUCAUUAUGAAUCUUUAGAAAUGCCCCCCGAAUCCAAUCUUAACAAGAGAGCCUUAGCAAUAUUGAACAGGAUCAGAGAUAAACUGACGGGAAGAGACUUUCCAAACGUAGAAGCGGUCGUGAGUGUGCCGAAACAGGUCGAUUUGUUGAUAAAGAUAGCUACGAAUAAUGAGAACUUGUGCCAGUGUUACAUAGGCUGGUGUCCAUUUUGGUAGUUUUUAUGUCUGGUCAUAUUACAUAAGUUAAAGAUAUUGAUAGAGGCAUUUAUGUUAAAUAUAAGAUUUUUUAUAAAGAUAGUAUUAUUUAAAUCUAAUUAAUUUAAAGAUUGACAUAUUUAAACUUCGCUUCACAAUUAUGGCAUUUUUAAAUAAUGAUAAAGUUAACGCCAUUUACAGUUGAUCUUGAGUUAAUAGUACUUUUACUACCUGUUUAAAGUUCAGGUAAAUGUAGGUUAUUGCUCUUUUCAAUCUACCCAUUGUUAUUCUUGGCCUUUUUUUAGUCAAAGAAUUAAUGUUUCACCCUUACCGUGUUAAUUUAUAACGGCAUUUAAAAUAUCUUAUUGAGUGUGAACAUCACACAACGGAGAUCGGUUUAAAUAAUAUGAUGAUAGCAUUGACAUUUGCAAUUCGAUAAGAUUAUACCUAAAUUGUAGCCUGUAGGGAUGUUCCUCAUUGAAUGAUCGCUAUAUAAGCCAUUUUGAAAAUUAUGUUUUAUGAGUCGAGUCAAAUCUAUUCAAUUUUAAAAGUAAUUGUGUGUAUAUACUAAAAGCCAUGUAUUGUUAUAUCUUAAUAAAGACAAUGUACAC
Zerene cesonia (dogface butterfly) is the source of this 7859-nucleotide messenger RNA. RefSeq names its product serine/threonine-protein kinase Tor-like (gene TOR1). Gene Ontology annotation, molecular function: protein binding; protein-containing complex binding; protein serine/threonine kinase activity. Gene Ontology annotation, biological process: negative regulation of macroautophagy; TOR signaling; protein phosphorylation. Bases 1 to 7269 code for a protein of 2422 amino acids. Gene Ontology annotation, cellular component: nucleus; TORC1 complex; TORC2 complex. The transcript has 11 exons. The record is from RefSeq and is a predicted model, not a curated record. NCBI's taxonomy places the organism in Eukaryota, Metazoa, Arthropoda, Insecta, Lepidoptera, Pieridae.